AUGACAAAUUAUUAUCCUUAUGGUGUGUCACUUAGUAAAGGACAAUUGGAAAAGCUUUCGAGAGCUUACAAUAAUAACUCAGCAAUAACCAUCAGUUUAGCUAGAAAUGAGUUAUCCGGUCCACACGAAUUAAUGCUCACAAAAACUCAGAUCAAUAAGCUGAGAAAAGCAAUGAGCCAGGGUACAGGGUCGGAUAUCAAGAUAUCAAAAACACAAAUUAGAAAGGCUCUUAGACAGGGUGGUAGUUUGUGGGGAUCAUUAAUCAAUUUAGGAAGCAAGUUACUACCUAUGGCCAUGCCAUUAGCCAAAAAAGCUAUCGCACCGCUUGCAACAGGAGCGUUAUCAGGAUUAGCCAGUCUCGAUGUGGAUAAAAUAUUCGGAAAAGGUCAACGAGGAGGUUUUCUUAUUCCAAUGGACAAAAUAGCACAAUUGGUUGCAAACAAACAUUUACUGACCACGGGGCAGAAAAAAGGAUAUUCUUAAGUCUCUCCAAACUGGCAACGGAUUAGUUAUCAGACCGACGAAAACACAGCAGGGUGGGUUUUUAGGAACUCUACUGGCUAGUAUAGAUGUCCCCCUGUUGCUAAACGCAUUAACGGGAAAAGGACUACAGGCCGAUAGAACCGGUUCCGCUAAUACAACAUCUGUUUAUGUUCCCGAUACAACUAAUGGCCAUGGAAUGUAUAAUCCAUAUCCCUACAUGUCACCACCUUUCUUUGGAACAUAGGAAAACCCGGUUGGUGGGGGAGUAAAAAAAAAAAAGAAAGGGAAAGGGACUGCUACUCGGAAAAGACAGUCCGUUCAAUUCGAUCCCAAUUUUAGGAGCAAUAUUGUAAGAUUCAUAAACAAACCAUUAUCGAACAUUGAUUUGUUACAAUGGGUUACACAAUUAGGAAUAAAAUAUUUCAGGGGUAUCUACAGCCGUGAUAAUUUACCAAAUAAAAUACACAAAUUGGAAACAGGAAUAAUUAAUCUCGAUGAUUCAAUGGGCGGGGACAGUCAUUGGAUUUGUUAUAGAAACGUGGAUAAACAAUAUUGUGAAUAUUUUGACCCGUUCGGAUUAAUCAUGCCCAAUGAAAUGAAAAAUUAUCUGAAAACAAGUGGUAAAAAACUGGUGUACUCGUCAGAUGAAAUACAAGAAAGAGACAGUGUUUUGUGCAGUUAUUGGUGCUUAUAUUAUCUCCUGGAGAGACAGAAAGGGAAAUCAUUAUUAGACGUUAUACACAACCCUAAAUUCAGUUUCACAAAUCAAAUGAUAAAUCACCAAUUUCUGAUAAACUAUUUUAUGUAACACUAUUAGCGGAGCUCCGGCGCGCGAAGCGCGCCGGCGGAGCACCAUGGGUAAUAAAAUUUGUAAACCAUCCAUCCGAGAAAAUUUGGUUAUGACGUAGCGUACGCCCGUACACUCUUUGCGGGGGAGGGAAGGGAAUCAGGUGUCAGCCCGUCCGGGGGAGGAGUAUGUUAUAAAUCGCGCGAUGCAUUUGUGCCACCCACCUGUUUCUUGGCGGGAAAUCGCGCAAGAAAUGACGUGGCUGUCGUCGCGUUCAAAAACAUGUUUACUUCAACGGAACUACUACAUUGCAUAAGGAUUUUGUGUCCGGAGAGCUCAGUUUCUAGUAAACCGUUUCGAAGAAGUUGUGAUGGCAACAAACAAUAGCGGAUUGGAUUCAAACUAUUUGCUUGUGAGUGAAAAGCGACGAAAAAGAGAAGAAGAGAAAGGCAUAGAGUAAGAAUUAACAGGCGCGCUAGCAAAGAGGAUUCAAGUGGAAAAUUUAUGCAGCAUCUGCGACUUGUUCACUGAUAGCUGAAGCUGACAGAGUUUUGAGUCAUCUUUUGAUGUUUUUACCUGUCUUUUUGCACUGGAUCUACAAAAUGAAAUACAGCAGCUAUCAACAUUCUUUUGUUAUUCUUGGCUGGCUUGUUUACUGGGUUGUGGUCGAGAAAUGCGCCGCACGACAAAAAGGAAUCGGGAAUCAUCGUUUUCAAAAAUAAGCUACUCUUAGUAAGCUUAAUUCGCCUUGCUGGACCGUGCGAAAAAUCUUAAGCGAUUCUGGCCUUACUUGAUGGGUUUCCGUGCUCAUCUCGACCGGUAAGCUUGAGUAAUUUUAUUGCAUUUUAUGUGUUUUCUCUUUUCAUGUUUAUGCCGUCAUUUUACGCACAUUUGUAAGGUUUGAAUCAAUUUAUCUGACCUAGUAAAGAACUUAAAAAGUCUUUAGACAUUUUCUGACCGCGACUAGAAGAAAAAGUUCUGAAAAAAUAGUUUAGUUAUCCUAUUGUUUGUAAAAAAAAAGAAACUUUGAGCGAUAUUCUUGCCUGGAGUUCAUCUUGCAAAAUAGCAAACACGGCGAAGGCGGCUUAAAACUUAAGGCUUAAUUUAAAUCUAUUCGUGACUCAGCUUUACUCUCAAAACACGUCUUCGGGAAUAAAAAUUGUUGACCUUUAAAUGUUUCUUUGUAUUAUAUUUCUUGUCUUGAUUGUUUGUCAAGAUCUCGUUCUUACAUGAUCGCUUUGCCAGUUGUUACUUUCAGUCGUCCGUGAACGCGUUGGUCGCGCUCUACGUCCAAUUUUUAUGCUCUGAUUGGUCAAAAUUUGACAUGCGAGUUUAUGCAGAAAAUUUAUGCAGCAUCUUGAAACUUGUUUACUGUGACAGCUGAAGCUGACAGAGUUUUGUGUCAACUUGUGAUGUUUUUAACUGUCUUUUUCUACUGGAUGUACGAAAUGAAAUUCAGCUACUAUCAAGAGCCUGAUCAAGAGUCUUCUGUUAUUCAUGGCUAGUUUGUCUAUUGGGUUUUUACUUGAGAAAUACGUCGCCUGUCAAAGUCGGAAAUCCGAUUUCGGAUGGCAUCGAUUCGUUUUCGUUUUUCACCUUGCUUGAUUGAAAAGUCUGAAGCGAUGUAGCUUCCAGGAGCUGCCUGAGUAAUUAUUGUAUUUGUGUUUGUUUUUUUCAUUUAUCUAAUUUCAUGAAGCCGAGCGCAGUUAUGCAUGUUUGAAUUAAGAUUUGAGAUAAUGAUCUGACCUAUAGUAUGAGGUUUGAUUUAAGCUUGCAGAACUUUAAAAACUCUUUAGUCGAUAUUUUCUCACCGCAAAUAGAACGAAAAAAACGUUGCGUUUUUAUUUUGGCAGUAGAAAGAAAGCUUUGAGCAAUUUCCUCGCCUCGAGUUCAUCUUUGAAAACAGCAAACACCGGGAAGCCGGCUUUAAAACAUAAAGUUAGGCUUUUUAAAGCCUAACUUUUGCUUAAAAGCAUAAAGACUCAGGAUUCUUAGCGACACUUUAAUACUUAAUUGUCUUCGUGAAUGAAAAUUGUUGUCUCUGUAAAUGUUUCACCGAAUUAUAUUUCUUUUAUUGAUUGUUAGUAGUCUCUCUUGUAAUUUGCCGUUAAUGUUUUCAGUCGUCGCUUGCAGGAGUACUCAAAACGUCGCGCGUAUUAACGCUUGUUAAGUUUACACAUCGUUAUAAAACCAUUAAAUAAAAAAAAACAAACAAACAAUAAAUUGUUUAUUAUGUUGAAGUGUAACUCUAUUAGUGUUCAUUCAAACACUCCACAGCUUGCAACUGGCUGGCCGUUAUAUAGGUGAUUUUGGAAAUUUUUUUAGCGGUUUCGCUAAAAGCCCACGCCUGCUUCGAUCGUCCUAAAUAUUAAGUGAGUGCAAUUUAUAUUUCAAUACUGUGAAAUACUGCAUUCUGUCUGAGGUCUGCAUGAUAAAAACAGCGCCUCAUAGUACUGUUUUACCUCAGACUGUCCGAUGUGAUGUAUAAAAAGUAUAAAAGGUUGGUUUACACGCCUCCAGAUUUGUUAGCAAGAUUCUGUAAAGCAAACUUGUCAAACGGAAAAAAUUCUGCCGGAUUUGCUUUCCAAGUAUUUGUUUUCCAGGCCUAAUCUACUAUGAUCAAGAGCCAUUAUGACGUUAAAUGUGAUCGAAGAUGAUUGCUAUUUUUUGGGUGUACAUAUAAAGGCCGUCAACUCGAUGUAAGGUUUGGUGCACUCUUGGACUGUUAGCAAAUUAUUUUUCUCUCAAAUCAAUUAGCCUUAAUCCCUCAAAACAAAAGUCACAUGAUUGUGCUCUAAAGUGAACUGAUUUGUGGAAUAUAAGUCUAUUGUUUGAUUGAAAUUACAAAUUUAUUAAUGGGAGCUUCGUUUUUAGCCCUGGCUAAAUCUAUAUAUUAUAUAUGACUGAAAAGUUCUGUGUUUAUUGCCAAGAAGUUACCCCACAUUAUAUGAAUCAAUAUGGAUGUUUCGAGUGCUGCAACUGUGAACCCCCGAGUGAGAGUGAUUAUGAGUCAGAUAGCAGCCAUGAUACUUAUGUUCCAGAUAGUGAUUAGAUAAUAAUUAUAUAACAUAAAUAUAUAAUAAUGGUGAAAUCUUAUUGUGUUAAACAGAAGAAGCAAACAGAAUGUGUAGAACCUUCGGGUUACAAAACUGCCAAAAAUGGUAGACUUAUGUUUUGGUGCACUUGCGCUGAAUGCGGAAUAAAAAAGUUUAAGUUUGUCAAGAAGGGAAACUAGAUCAGCCUGUCCUAGGGGCAGGCGUAAUAGACACAGUAGCUGGUACUGCUCUUGAUGCGUUUGUACAUCACGGGCUUCCAUGGAUGGGUAAAAAAGCAGUUGAGAUGGGAAGAUAUUACGGGUCAGAAACAUUACGCAAUAAAAAGUUACAGAAAAAAGCUAUCGACUACGCUCUGGAUAAAUUAAAUCCGAUGAUCCAGAAUGUGGGGUCUCAAGCUCUUGACCAAUUAUCAACCAAAAUACGACCAAAGAAAAACUACAAAACAAGCAGGAAAGAUCUUGAUGGAGGUGCUUUGGAUAUUCACAAGGCCAUUGGAAAAUUACCAAGACCCGCAGGCGGUUGGACAUUACCAGGGCAUAAAUACACUGGCCCCUACAACGAUCUCGAAAACCAAGUAAGAUACAAUCCAGAAACUGGUGAAAUAUUAGAAAUUUAUGAUCAACCAACUGGGCCAACCGAUGCAGUGGCCAUGCAGCACGAUAUUCAUUAUAGUGUUUAUGGUGAUAACCGAAAGCGCAAAAAUAAAGCUGACCGUAAAAUGGUAAAAUCAUUAGACGCCAUUCCCUAUAAUGAACGACAAUGGGGACACUGGUUAGCUAGAAAUCUAAUAAACACGAAAAAGAAACUCGGUCUUGGUUUAAACUAGAAAAGCCGUCGGGUAGCAGUUGGCAACAACAAUUAGCGGAUGAAUUACAUAAACCCAUAAAGCACAACUUUACUCGGCGGCGUGUUAUUACAACCGGUAUUGACANAUAAUUAUAUAACAUAAAUAUAUAAUAAUGGUGAAAUCUUAUUGUGUUAAACAGAAGAAGCAAACAGAAUGUGUAGAACCUUCGGGUUACAAAACUGCCAAAAAUGGUAGACUUAUGUUUUGGUGCACUUGCGCUGAAUGCGGAAUAAAAAAGUUUAAGUUUGUCAAGAAGGGAAACUAGAUCAGCCUGUCCUAGGGGCAGGCGUAAUAGACACAGUAGCUGGUACUGCUCUUGAUGCGUUUGUACAUCACGGGCUUCCAUGGAUGGGUAAAAAAGCAGUUGAGAUGGGAAGAUAUUACGGGUCAGAAACAUUACGCAAUAAAAAGUUACAGAAAAAAGCUAUCGACUACGCUCUGGAUAAAUUAAAUCCGAUGAUCCAGAAUGUGGGGUCUCAAGCUCUUGACCAAUUAUCAACCAAAAUACGACCAAAGAAAAACUACAAAACAAGCAGGAAAGAUCUUGAUGGAGGUGCUUUGGAUAUUCACAAGGCCAUUGGAAAAUUACCAAGACCCGCAGGCGGUUGGACAUUACCAGGGCAUAAAUACACUGGCCCCUACAACGAUCUCGAAAACCAAGUAAGAUACAAUCCAGAAACUGGUGAAAUAUUAGAAAUUUAUGAUCAACCAACUGGGCCAACCGAUGCAGUGGCCAUGCAGCACGAUAUUCAUUAUAGUGUUUAUGGUGAUAACCGAAAGCGCAAAAAUAAAGCUGACCGUAAAAUGGUAAAAUCAUUAGACGCCAUUCCCUAUAAUGAACGACAAUGGGGACACUGGUUAGCUAGAAAUCUAAUAAACACGAAAAAGAAACUCGGUCUUGGUUUAAACUAG
Messenger RNA from Porites evermanni, 6085 nucleotides. Lineage: Eukaryota; Metazoa; Cnidaria; Anthozoa; Scleractinia; Poritidae. The record is from the annotation of a GenBank genome assembly.